AUGCAGGUCCACGAUGUUAAGGAGGAGACAGAGGAUUACGCUAUCUGCAAGCCACCGGCGGGACACGAGGGAGGAUCUCCUGUUGCCGUGGAGACCGGGAAAAGGUCGUCAGCAGAGAUUGUUCCCGAUACGAAUCAGUCCACCAGCAGCAAGAGGCCCAGAGUCUCCGGCGAGAUGAGGCGGCGUUUCCCGGACGAUGGCGGCCGGCACGAGCCGCUCUGCCUCUCCACGGCGGGAGAGAAGUCCCGAUCCUCCUACAGGAAGCCGCUCUUCAGCAUCUCCCACCGGAUCUCCGACCGCAGGAACCCGCCCAUUCUGGAGCCGCAGAACCAGACCCAGACCCAGACCCAGACCCAGAACCACCUCCACCACGGGGGGCUGAACCUGAACCAGUUGGACCUCUGCGGGCUCCUCUCCUCCAAGCUGCAAAACCCCGAGCAGAACGGGGUUUCGGAGCCCCCCCCCCCCCCGGCCCUCACCCCGCCCCCCCCCCCCCAAACCAGCCUGUACCCGCCCAUCGAGAAGAUGUUCUUCAUCCUCAACACGCUGAACUCCAGCAUGACCCAGCUGCACAGCAAGGUGGACCUUCUGACCCUGGAGGUGAUGCGGAUAAAGAAGCAGAUCAAGCCGCCCGCGGAGAAGGUGACGGAGUUCCAGCCCCCGCCCGAAUACCUCCUCACCAGCGAGGAGCUGAACCAGCUAAUGGAGCAGACCUCGGGCCCCGGGGAGCUGGGCUGCCGGCUGCUGGUGCACCUCUUCCCGGAGCUUUUUAAAGCCAGGGAGUGCGGCCACGACUGCGUGGCCAGCAAACGCACCCUGGAGUCGCUCCACCUGCAGCUCAUACGCAACUACGUGGAGGUCUGCUACCCCUCCGUCAAGGCCAACGGCGUCUGGCAGGAGGAGUGCCUCCUCCAGUCCUACCGCUUCAUCAACGAGCAGGGCGAGGAGGAGACGGUUUCCGUGGACGAGCCGGAUCCCUCCGAACCUGAACUCAGCACCCCGACCGAGGAGGAGCUGGACGAGUUCUCCUCCCCCGAGGACUUCGUCAUCUUCCUCAUGCACCGGCUCUUCCCCGAGGUGUUCGAGGAGCGCCGGACGCCGGAGCGCCCGGGUUGCCUCGGCAACGUGGGCCAGCUCAUCCUGGACUCGGACAAGAUGGACGUGAGCCACUUCCAGCCGGAGCUGGACGCCGAGGCCCCGUCUCUUCCCCCGGAGAAAAGCAGCAAGGACUUCUGCAAGAUCCCCCUGGAGGAGCUGAUCGUGCCGCGGCCCGACUUCCCGGUGCCGCCCGGCCACCUGCUGUCGGACGGAGAGGUAAGGGAGGUGGUGCAGCAGAGCCUGUCGGUGGGGAACUUCGCCGCGCGGUUGCUGGUUCGACUCUUCCCGGAGCUCUUCACGCAGGACAACCUGCGGCUGCAGUACAACCACUCGGGCGCCUGCAACAAGAAGCAGCUGGACCCGGUGAGGCUGCGGCUCAUCCGCCACUACGUGGAGGCCGUGUACCCCGUGGACAAGAUGGAGGAGGUGUGGCACUACGAGUGCGUGCCCAGCAUCGACGAGCGCUGCCGAAGGCCCAACCGCAAGAAGUGCGACAUCCUCAAAAAGGCCAAGAGGUCCAGCACCGUGUCCUAG
This is a messenger RNA of Menidia menidia (Atlantic silverside), 1632 nucleotides long. NCBI's taxonomy places the organism in Eukaryota, Metazoa, Chordata, Actinopteri, Atheriniformes, Atherinopsidae. The record is from the annotation of a GenBank genome assembly.